Oncorhynchus nerka (sockeye salmon) is the source of this 2361-nucleotide messenger RNA. RefSeq names its product pre-mRNA splicing regulator USH1G-like. Gene Ontology annotation, biological process: sensory perception of sound; sensory perception of light stimulus; equilibrioception. NCBI's taxonomy places the organism in Eukaryota, Metazoa, Chordata, Actinopteri, Salmoniformes, Salmonidae. Gene Ontology annotation, molecular function: protein binding. The transcript is spliced from 2 exons. The record is from RefSeq and is a predicted model, not a curated record. The coding region runs from base 982 to 2166 and encodes 394 amino acids.
UGGUGGCUGACUAAAUACUUUUUUGCCCCACUGUAGGUCCUAGUGGAGGCUGAGGUGCCCAUGGGGUCAUGGUAGGCUGAUGGUAGGGGAAUGGAAAGCAUGGAGAAGCCAGAGAAGUCCUCUAAACGUAAUGACAACAGGUCCAAACAGUGGUAUUGUUCAUCUCAUAACUUGUGUAUCUGUUUGGUGUCAUUAAGGAUUAGUUUACUGUGGUGCUGGUGCUGUGGCUGCAGAUAUUUAUCAGUGCUAACGGGUACUGUAAUGUAAGGUUAAACAUGAUUUAUGAAGACUCGAACAGCCCAUGGAUGAGAUCUCAGUGCUGAAAUCAUGAUUUAAAAAAUCAUGGGCUUUCUCACAAGGUACCUGCUAUGUUUAGGAGUAUCUGAGUGGGUUAUCCUUCUCCUGGUUCAUAUUACUCACAGAUAGCACUUACUGAAUGCCUUUGGAACAGAACAGCAUGACUUGUUGUAACAGCAUCAUCAUCUCUGUCUUGGCACGGGUCUUCGUUGGCACUGGAAAGAGUUGGGGAUGAUCUUGACAUCGUUGCAAAAUUGAUGUUUCAAGUACAGGUAAGAGUGGGAAAAAAGUACCUUGUUUACUAAGAGCACAUAUUUGUGGUGCAUUAGAUUUAGCUUGAUAUUUUCACAUUUGGGACUACUCCAUUGGUUCUGGGGGGAGGCUAAAUCCAGCACAGUUCAAGUAUUUGAAAUACUUUUACAUAGUCCUAUGUUCGUCCCAGGUCUGUGUACAACAUCCAUAUUAGAAUGAAGACUGUCUAAUAUGGAGGCCAUAUGUGUGUGUGCUAUAUGCCCGUUGCUUCUUUUAGCCUCUCUGGAUCAACAUUCUAGCUGAUGUCUGUACUUCUUGUUCUGCAGAGGCAACCCUGAUAAGUGUGACAUAUGGGGGAACACACCUCUCCACCUGGCGGCCGCCAACGGCCACCACAACUGCCUGUCCUUCCUGGUGUCCUUCGGUGCCAACAUGUGGUGCCUGGACAACGACUACCACACGCCCCUGGACAUGGCCGCCACCAAAAGCCACAUGGACUGUGUCCGCUACCUGGACUCCAUCGCCGCCAAGCAGUCGGCCCUCAACCCCAAGCUGGUGGGGAAGCUGAAGGAGCGGGCUUUCCGCGAGGCCGAGAGGAGGAUUAAGGAGUGUGUGAAGCUGCAGCGGAAGCACCACAAGCGUAUGGAGCGCAAGUUCCACAAAGAGGCAGCGUCGGAGCAGUCCAUGUCAGACGCCAUGAGCUUCUCCAGCUACACAAGCAGCUCAGUGAGCCGCAAGCUGCACCACCUAAACACCACCACUGUCAGUGUGCCAUACUCUCAGGCUACUCUUCAUGCCACAACCCGAGGCAAGACCAAGAUCCAGAAGAGGUUGGAGAAGAGGAAGCAAGGGGACGGGACCUUCAAGAUCUACGAGGACGGCAGGAAGAGCGUGCGCUCCCUCUCGGGCCUUCAGCUGGGCAACGAUGUCAUGUUCCUUAAACAGGGAACCUAUGUCGGCCCUCGGGACCGCGCAGGGCGCCGCGGCAACCUCCGAGACAUAUUCCACGGAGACGUCAACGACGACGCCAUCUCUCGUGCCAUCAGCGAGCCGGACUUGUCUUACCGGCCCGACAUGGAAUACUCUGAGGUCAGCACCGACUCGGGCCACGACUCUCUCUUCAACCGGCCCGGUCUGGGAACCAUGGUGUUCCGACGCAACUAUAUCAGCGGCGGCCUGUUCGGCAUCGGCGGGCGUGACGAAGGGAGCCUCGGUGGAGGAACCGAACGGGCUGGCAGCACCAACGUGAGGCUGCGCAGCCGGCUGCGGCGUUCGCCCAGCCUGGAUGAUGGGGGGGACAGCAUCGGCAGUGCCAGCAGCCUCCGGGAAAGGAACCGCCAGGAGCUUCCCUGGGACGAGCUGGAGCUGGGGCUGGAUGAUGACUGCGAGGCCGUGACCAGCCCGUUGGAGGUGUUCUUGGCUGCACAGACCAUGGGCGAGUUCCUCACCGUCUUCAGGCGGGAGAAGAUCGACCUGGAGGCGCUGCUGCUGUGCUCGGACCAGGACCUCAAGAGCAUCCACAUCCCCCUGGGGCCCAGGAAGAAAAUCCUAGAUGCCUGCAAGAGACGUCUGGAGACACUUGAGGACCCUGACUACAUCGAGGACACCCUGCUGUGAAUGGUGAAUGACACUUUUGGAUCUGAAGAUGCUGUGUAGGUACUGUAUACCUCUACUACUGUGACGUUCACCUACAGAGUAAACAUAACCUACAGACUAAACCUACACUACAGAGUAAACCUACACUACAGAGUAAACCUAACCUACAGAGUAAACCUACACUAGAGUAAACAUAACCUACAGACUAAACCUACA